Molecule: messenger RNA, 1612 nt
Organism: Drosophila persimilis
Lineage: Eukaryota; Metazoa; Arthropoda; Insecta; Diptera; Drosophilidae
Gene: fok
Exons: 2
Coding region: 332-733 (133 amino acids)
Source: RefSeq, a predicted model, not a curated record
AACAUCGAAAUCCGAUGAAAUUUCGAAGGAACUGCAUUAAGUUCAAUGCAAAUGUAAAAAACUGGCUCAUACCUUGACGGGGUAUUCGACACGGACAAACACAAGCAAACAAAAAAGUGCAUAAAUACGCGUAUUUAACAAAGACCCUGCAAAAACAAAGUGAUUCAAACAGAGUUCAUUGCUCGCAAGAGAACCUCAAAAGAGACAGAGAGAGACACAGUGAAACGACCUCGCACAACGCGCGCCAAUAGCGGAAAAGAGAUAGACGGAGACUACGACUACAACCCCCCCUUAGAAGGCUCAAGGAAAACCUUUUAGACACCUUUCCAUUAUGGAUGUUUGGGGCUUUUGUGUCAGCGACUCGACCAUGUCGUAUGGCGGGUCCAUGCGCAGCGGCUAUUACCGCGACUACGAGCAGUUCCCGUAUGGCACACUGGAGUCGUCCAGCGCAGCAUCCUCAUGUGCCGUCAAGGAUUCCUACAGUCGCGUCCAAGAGAAAUUCAAGCAAACUAAAUCAGAGAAACAGCUGCGCAAGGACUGUCCCUUCUGCAAGGAGCACAAGAAGCGGCCACUCAUCAAUUACAUGCGUAAGCGGCAGCAGAGAAAGCACAAUGACAGCAUCUGUGAGGACGAGGAGGAGAUGCACGAGCACGAGGAUGAGGGGGUACACCAGCAGCAGCAGACCCCAACGCUGGCGUCAGUCCUGCCCACGCAGCAGAGCUGCAAGGUGUGAGAGACACAAAGGGAGGGAGAGAGCGAGCGAGACAACUACACAGUACAGACAGAAACGACAGAAAAAGCCAAACAAAUACAACAACUGCAAUACGCAAUGCCAUAUUUAACUGUAAAAAGGAAAAGCAAAAGCAAACACAAAAGAAAUGGCGGCUGGGCAAGCGACGAGCGAGCAAGCGAGACAACUAUAAUAAUCAAAAUGCAACUGUACCCUUCCCACAGUGGCACUCCAGCAUUUCCGCGUCUAGUGACGAUGACCGACACACACAAAUACACUACCAUUUACAAAUGAAAACAAGCCCGAAAAAACUUGAUACCAAUUUACAAGACCGUUUACUCUUAUUAUUAUGUCCCCAUACUCUUUUUCUUAUAUAACAUUUUUUUUACAAAACUAAAAAAAAACAAGGAAAAACAACCAAGAACCUGCCUGGCCCCUCCGCUUUGACCUUAUGCAAAACGAGAAAAAAAACGUGUGAAAAAAAUACAAUACACAUUACAUAACAAGGGAAGCAAAAAAGAUGUUACCAGAAAACCAGAAAAAUAAUUUUCUAUUUUGCGUACACGAGACUGAAGUAGAAAAUGUUUAAGCAACAGAUAAUGUUUGUCUUUAGUUUUUGCUAUAUUUUCCCCAAUUGGAUCAGUUACAGGAAUAACCUACGCGUAUAGCUAUAUAUUUAGAAAUCCAACAAACAAAAAAUCGGAAGAAGAAGAAAUGCUUCAUUGGCGCCAUUUAUACGAGUAUAUAUGCUUUGGACCCCCGACUUUUUAUUAUAUCCUUGUCUAUAUUAGACAUUCCUAUGUAUUUAUUGUAAAAAAAUCAAACCAAACUGAUCAUUGCACAGUUUUUGGGUCAAAAUAUAUUAUAUAUUAGUGUUGAAAA